This is a messenger RNA of Stegastes partitus (bicolor damselfish), 444 nucleotides long. It is a transcript of the gene birc5b, whose product is annotated as baculoviral IAP repeat containing 5b. Lineage: Eukaryota; Metazoa; Chordata; Actinopteri; Pomacentridae. The coding region runs from base 1 to 444 and encodes 147 amino acids. The transcript has 4 exons. The record is from RefSeq and is a predicted model, not a curated record.
AUGUCAAGCAUAGCUGUACUGACAAGCAGGUAUAGCUCAUUUGACAAAAUGUACUGUCAUGACUUGCGUAAACAAAGCUUUACAGACUGGCCAUUUAGGGAGGAAUGUCACUGCACACCUGAAAAGAUGGCCAAGGCUGGGUUUGUCCAUUGCCCCAGUGAGAAUGAGCCUGAUGUUGUGUGCUGUUUCUUCUGUUUGAUUGAGCUUGAGGGCUGGGAGCCAGACGAUGAUCCCUGGUCGGAACAUGCAAAACGCUCCCCUGACUGUGGAUUCUUAACCAUGAAGAAAGACUUCACCGAGCUAACUGUGGCUCAGUACUAUGGAAUGGAAAAAGAGAGGCUCAAGAUCUAUCUCAGAAAAGUUUGUCAUAAGAAGAUGGCAGCAAUGCGGGAUGACAUAGACCACACGCUUGAGAGGCUUAAAUCUCAGUUGGACUCGAUAUGA